GUGGUCUUGGACUAACUGCAGGACCUGGUCUAUGCUGGGGGCCAACCCACGCUCACAGACACAUCUCUCCACAGGGCCCCCGCUGUCAGCUCCCCUUGUGGCUAAGCUGGAACAUACAGGUGGACACAGCCUUGCCUUAGUUGGGGAAUCAGGGGUUUGGGGGAUCAAAGCCACCCCACCUGUCUCCUCCCCCUGCGGCCAUGUUUAUCACGGUGAUGUUUGGAGCUGGCUGCUGGGAGUUGGUGAAUCCCUGGUGUAACCUGGUGACCCUCACCGCCCACCUGAAGCAGAGGGGAAAGGUCCCCCCAGAUGCAUCUAUAGCUCUCCUGGGUGAGGAUGGGCAUCUGGUGAGCCUGGAGGAGGACCUCGAAGAGGGGGCUUCCGCAGCCCAGUGCAUGGCCAAUGCCAUACUGCAGGAGCGGGGGACCUAUGUUCUCGUGCAGAUCAUCAAGGGAGAGGAUGGGGCUCCAACCCGCUACGAGUCCCUCCUGGAGAACCUAGAUGACCAGUGUCCAGAGCUGGCAGGUAAAUGUUGGGGUAGAUCUGGGGGAAGGGCUCAUCUCCUCAGGCCCAACCAUCAGGGCUUCUUGGGCCUUCCAGAUGAGCUGCGCUGGCUGUCAGGCCUCCCUCCCAUGAGCCAGGACCGGAGGCGGCGCACGGGCACACGGCGUGGCCGGGAGCAAGGUCCCCCUUCAAGGUCUGGAAGGGCAGGCUCUCUGCCAUCCAGGACUCGCUAGCUGAGGCCAGCAGCCAGGACACGACCAACAGUGAAGCAAUCCGCACAUGGGAAUUAAAUAACCAUCCAUCUCCCCUGACCCCACUUCCUCAGCCAGGGAACUCCUGGCAGAAGGGACCAGCAACAUGGCAUGAAACAAACUGUGGUCUAAAAU
Messenger RNA from Nycticebus coucang (slow loris), 890 nucleotides. RefSeq names its product chromosome 4 C22orf15 homolog (gene C4H22orf15). The transcript has 5 exons. Lineage: Eukaryota; Metazoa; Chordata; Mammalia; Primates; Lorisidae. Bases 201 to 737 code for a protein of 178 amino acids. The record is from RefSeq and is a predicted model, not a curated record.